GAAUACGAGACAAUUCAUACUUGGAGUUUUUAUUACUUGGCCCCUUGACUCGUCUUACCCGUUUUAUAGACGAACGAGUGUGAAUUGAACGUUUGUUUACCUCUGACGUUACAACUGCUACUACUACGUCGACUACUAUAUAUAUAUAAAAACUUUUAUAUAACAAGGAGAUAAAAAAAAUAUAUAUAUAUAUAUCAUACUACAAGAAGAAAAAAAAACUUUUAAUACAAUUUAAUGAAAGAUUGCUGUUAUUCGAUGGCUGCUCAGGACUCGUUUUUAAAUGAAAGAAGUGCAUUGACAGAGGAACAACAGUCUAAAGGAUUUAUAUAUAGAAAUCAGUUACCGAGGGCGUAUCGCAAGCAACUGACCAUCCAUUAUUGUAUAAUUGGUCUACUGUGUCUGCUUAUCUGCAUACUAAUUGGUGUAAUAAUAAUCAUUACGUCAUCUCCGGACCAGAUACUAGUAGAGCAACACAGAAGCCACACUAAGAGGCACCACCACUCGCGACCAAGCGAAGAUAAAAAACACAUUGGCGUCUUUACAGAGAUCACCGAGUCCGAAACCCAGUCCAUCAUUAAAUAUCUAAAAGUCAAUGCAUCGUUAGAACUCUCUGAUCCUACAACAGCCAGACCUAAUUCAAAUUUUGUUCACACUAUCGAGCUGAAACUGGCUCCCAAAGAACAAGUUCUCAAAUAUCUUGACCAUGAUGGACCAAUUCCUGUAAGGUCAGCCUUCGUCUCUAUCUUUAAAGGUGCAUCCGUUACACCAGUUGUAGAAGAAUAUGAAGUCGGCCCUCUUCCCAAUAUAACAUAUGCCCAUUUGCUCAAUACGACUUCACGACAGACUAGAAUACCCUUCAACGUUAGACCAUUUUCUAUGGUAGAGUUCCGAUCCAUAUAUACCGAUAUAUUACCAGUUGUAGCCAAGAAAGCCAACUUCCUGCUGAAUGAGAGUUAUGGUGCUGAAUUUGGUAAGCACUGUGGUGACCGAUGCUUGAGGUUUUCUAUGACGCCCAUUUCAAGUGCUUAUCUGGCCAAAGGAGAACGUAAAGCAUGGUUCUGGUUUGCAUAUGAUUUAGAAUUUUAUACGCUGCAUCCCUUAGACUUUCAAUUCCUUGUUGAUAUGACUGAUAUUAAUCCGGAAAAUUGGCUGGUCCAAAGUGUCUGGUAUUGCAGCACACUCUUUGGCUCACUUGAUGAACUCCUGGACAAAUAUAGACAAAACACGAUCAACAAAACUAAAGUACCUUAUCCGGCCGUCAAAGAAGAAGAAUUACUUACAUCACUCCAUCUGCGCGGCGAGGCUUUCCCAACACUCAACUUAGAAGCUCCUCGACAGUUUGAACCUAAUGGACCCCGUUAUUCAGUUGACGAUGAUGAAGUUACAUAUAUGCAAUGGAAAUUCACCUAUAAAAUGUCACCAACGAUAGGAUUGCAGUUAUUCAAUAUUCGAUUUAAAGGCGAAAGAAUUGCCUAUGAACUUAGUAUGCAGGAAAUAGCUGUUCUGUAUGCUGCAAACAGUCCAGCUUCCAGUAUGUUAUAUUUUGCGGAUAGCGCAGGUUUGUUUGGUACCAGAACACGUGGUCUGCUCCCAGGUGUCGACUGCCCAGAUUAUGCCCACUUCCAGGAUAUAGAGAUAUACACUUCUAAUAAUGGUGGCUACAGACGUUUUGAAAAGGCCAUGUGUAUUUUCGAACAGAACAAUUUGAUGCCCUUGAGAAGGCAUAGAGCCUAUGGUAAAAUUGGUGCUUUUUAUGGAGGACUUUUAGAUAUUAACUUAGUUGUGCGGAUAGUCAUUUCCGUAAUUAACUAUGACUAUGUGACGGAUUUUAUCUUCCAUACCAACGGAGCAGUUGAAGUAAAAGUUGCGUCUACUGGAUAUCUUGCUUCAGGAUUCUAUACACCAGCUGAAGACCAAUACGGUACCCGGAUAAGAGAAAACGUCAUAGCGCACCUGCAUCACCACCUCUUCCAUUUUAAAGCUGACAUAGAUAUCAAAGGAACAGCUAAUCGUUUUUCAACAUGGACAAUCAAAACCGAAAACAAAACAGACGAGUGGUCUUCAGCUCCUCAAAACUGGCACAUACAAACUAAGAUCAAGAAGAGUUUGAAACAAUCGGAGUUAAGUGCCGUUCAUAAAUAUAACUUUAACCAUCCCAAAUAUCUCAUAUUUUCUAAUGCCAAUCAAACUGAUAAACUUGGUAAUCAAAAAUCAUACCGUUUAAAAAUAAAUGGUAUCUCCAAAAUGAAGCUUCCUCGGGGUCAGGGGUUCGAGCCUUCCGUGUCGUGGUCCAGAUACCAGAUGGCAGUGACGAAACAAAAAGAUGCUGAGUAUACCAGUAGUUCUGUAUAUGCCAUGUGGGAUGCCAGGGAUCCCGUGGUGAACUUCCAGAAAUAUCUCGAUGAUGAUGAAAACAUCGUAGAUGAGGAUUUGGUUUCGUGGAUCACCCUAGGUACUUAUCAUAUACCUCAAACAGAACACAUGCCAAAUACUCCAACAGUAGGUGGUCAUCUCUCAUUUAUGUUGACACCAUUUAAUUAUUUUGAAGAAGACCCUUCUAUGUCUUCCCGAGAUGCCAUUCGGAUUUCCCCGAAAGACAAAAAACGCCCACUCGAUGGGGCUAAUGUUGAAAGGUAUGGAAUGCCUACUGAAACAUCUUGUGUUAAAGACAGCGAAUCGCUGGAAAACAUGUUAACGAAUAGCAGUCGUUUCUUAUUCUUCUAAAGACAGAAAGUGUGCGAUGCGAAAAUGAACAUUAACUUUGAUAAAAAAAAGUUUGCCAAACUUUGAAACUUAUCUCAUUAAACCAUGACUAAAACCCUAGAACUAGUAGAGAUAUGGGAUGUUGUUGUUGUUUAUUAUUAAAACAAUAGUCCGACAACCAUUGUUCCAAGUUGGUGACAGAAGAUCUGUUUAAAUAAACUAUGACGGCUUCAUUAUUAAAUAUGAAGUGAGC
This is a messenger RNA of Patella vulgata (common limpet), 2956 nucleotides long. Its product is annotated as putative amine oxidase [copper-containing]. Gene Ontology annotation, cellular component: plasma membrane. The transcript has 3 exons. Gene Ontology annotation, molecular function: quinone binding; primary methylamine oxidase activity; copper ion binding. The record is from RefSeq and is a predicted model, not a curated record. Gene Ontology annotation, biological process: amine metabolic process. Bases 235 to 2724 code for a protein of 829 amino acids. Lineage: Eukaryota; Metazoa; Mollusca; Gastropoda; Patellidae.